GCGACAGAGAAAGACACAGACAUGGCAGAAGAAGCUCCAGCAGCUCCAGCAGUUCCCGCGGCGAAAGCCCCUGCCAAAGCCCCCAAGAAGAAGGCAGCUCCCCGGGCAAAGAGUGACGGACCCUCCCUCCCGAAGCUCAUCCUCGACGCCGUGACUGAAUCCAAGGACCGUAAAGGCACCUCGCUUCCGGCUAUCAAAAAGACGUUGGCCACCAAAGGCAUCGACCUGGAAAAGGCCAACAAACGCAUCAACACCGCGGUGAAGAAGCUGGUGACCGACGGAAAGCUGGUCCAGAAUAAAGGGAUUGGGGCUUCCGGAUCCUUCAAGCUCCCCAAGGCUCAGCCUAAAGCCGCCAAAGCGGCCAAGAAAACUCCCGUUAAAGUGAAGAAACCCGCUGCCAAGUCCCCGCAGAAGAAAACCGCAGCUAAGAAAGCGGCAGUGAAGAAGACUGCAGCCAAGAAAGCCGCCGUUAAGAAACCAGCGGCCAAGAAACCAGCAGCCAAGAAGUCUCCUGUGAAGAAAGCUGCCAAAAAGCCAGCAGUGAAAUCUACUCCCAAGAAGGCUGCCCCUAAAAAGGUCGCUAAGAAGAAGACCCCUGUGAAGAAAGCUCCGGCAAAGAAAGCCGCAGCGAAGAAGUCCAAGAAGUAAAGUGGCUCUUUAAUCCGCACUCAGUGCUCCAAAAGGCUCUUUUAAGAGCCACCACACAUUCACCAAAGAGCUGUUUUCCUACAACGUUAUCAUGUCUCUUUCCAUUGUUUGUUUUUCUAUUAUGUAUUCUAUCAAAACACGUUGAUCUACAUAAAAUAUGCUGGUGUAAAGUCAUUUGUUUGCAGUAAAAUUAACGUGCUGCAUUUUCAAAGAACAAAACCAAUCUGAAUAUAAUUUCCAGCACUAGUCCUUCAGUGCUCUGUCCUCUGAACACCACAGGAUGGCGCUGACACACAAGAAGUGAGUAACACUACCUCUUCUGAUCUUAGCCACAGAUUUAAAAAGAUGUUUUCCUAAAACCUUAUGUCAUUAAUAUACAUAUUUACUUAUGAAUAUAUUUAUAUUCAAAUGAAGUGUGUGUGGAUAAUGAAGUUUAAUGCAUAGGUCCAUAUUCAAAAGAAAAAGCAUGUACAAGCAACACUGUUUCAUCAACUUCAUACUCAAUGUAUCUUUUUCUGAUUGUAAAUCAGAUUAUGGCACACCUUUUUGAUUUUGAAUAUAUUACAGUCCCAUUGCGAUUAAGAAUCCUGUUUUUCAAGAGAGAGCCAAGACAGGCACCACAUACAUUUAAAACCACAGUUAAUAUAUUAUUGUUAUAUUCAAAAGGAGAAAACAAUUGAUAAUCAACCGUAUGUUUUAUCAAUUUAAUACUUGAUUUUCUGAUUGUAGAUCAGGUUUUGUGAUCUCAAUGGGACCUUUAUUUCAUUUGGAGGUAUAACCUUUAGGCUAUUUAACAGUUUUUCAAGGAAGACCUGGCUAAAACAUUUAAAAAAUAAGCAUAGGGAAAAUGAAAUUAAAA
Molecule: messenger RNA, 1507 nt
Organism: Sander lucioperca (pikeperch)
Lineage: Eukaryota; Metazoa; Chordata; Actinopteri; Perciformes; Percidae
Product: histone H1-like
Exons: 1
Coding region: 22-648 (208 amino acids)
Biological process (GO): nucleosome assembly
Cellular component (GO): nucleosome
Molecular function (GO): structural constituent of chromatin; DNA binding
Source: RefSeq, a predicted model, not a curated record